Stylonychia lemnae is the source of this 744-nucleotide messenger RNA. Lineage: Eukaryota; Ciliophora; Spirotrichea; Sporadotrichida; Oxytrichidae. The record is from the annotation of a GenBank genome assembly.
AUGAAGAAAAGUCAACUAGAGGGUUCUUUCAGAUCUUAAAUGAUGGAUGAAUAUGAUGUGAUUCUUAAUCAAGACAAUUAAAGAUCUCAACUAGUAAUUCACAAUGUUAUGUCAACCAAUGAGGAAAACUAUAAAAAGCUAGGUUAAAAUUACUAUUCGAUGGAGCUAUCAAGACUGAAUAGUCUCAAUGAUUAGAAAUCCAAAACCACAAAAUCUGUAAGACUUCAAGGAGAGCAUCUAUUAAAAGACUAAUCAAAUUAUAUUGGAAGGGUUCUAAAUUAGUUAUUUGAAUCCUCGAAAGAAUUCUAAAACUCCUUAGAAAAAUUUAUUGACAUGUUUGAUACUGAUGAAAAACUGUUAAUCUCAACAUUGGUAAUUGCAUUAAGAAGCACUAAAGUUCUAGAUGUUAUGUUCUCAUAUGUUUAAUUCAACGACUCGACCUGUCACACUCUAAAUAAAGUCUAUGGACUAAUGAUCUAAUUGGGAUCAAAGGGUAUUAUUGAAUCUGGAAGAGAUGAAAUAAGGGAUCUAUUUAAUAAAGCAUUAUCUAGCCUAAUAAAUCUAAAUAUAGAUGAAAAAUUAAGAUUUUUCAAAAAACUAAUAGAUCACAGUAGCAAGUGCUACUUCAACCUUUCAAUAAAAAGAAAAGAUCUACUCAUACUUUUAAGAAAACAUGAGUUUAAUGAAAUUCUAUAUCUACUUGAUAAUUAACUGACAGUUAUAGUUGACAACAGUUAAAAAUGA